Fonsecaea erecta is the source of this 660-nucleotide messenger RNA. RefSeq lists its product as hypothetical. Lineage: Eukaryota; Fungi; Ascomycota; Eurotiomycetes; Chaetothyriales; Herpotrichiellaceae. The transcript has 4 exons. The record is from RefSeq and is a predicted model, not a curated record. Bases 1 to 660 code for a protein of 219 amino acids.
AUGAGACAGAACCGAGAGAUCCGUCAAGUAUAUGCCAAAAUCGAGGCAUUAGCCAAAUCGUACGCUGAUAACGUGCCUUUGAUUCGCCACGACGUCUUGAUCCUGAACGGCAAAAACAGCGAGUAUAUAGUUACAGCUGCCGACUUUGUCCGAGAUAUCAAUGCCUACCUCGCAACUCGAGUCAACUCCACGGUCCGAGAUCUCCAAGAGCUGAUAGACUUCAACGAACGACACGCCGAGCUGGAACUUCCUCCCUAUAAGAUUAACGAAUACAACGAGCACUUUGAGCACCUCCGACAUAUGGUCCGAGACCAGGGGAUCGAUUUCGUCCUCGACACGUAUGGGGUCGAUAUAAUCAUGGCACCGGCGGACAGCCUAUUAAUUUCCUACGCGGCCUACAGCGGGUAUCCAAUCGCUACAUUGCCACUAUCAUACCUCGACUACAACGGCCGACCCUUUGGGCUUUCGGUGAUUGCGCGUGAGAAUCAGGAAGCCCUGUUGAUUUUGACGAUUGGAUAUUUAGAGUCAUUAAAAGAGAAACGGCGAACUAAUCGAGAGGAAUUCGGGGAUAUUUACGAGAGUUUAACCAUAUGUCUGUACAAGAGGACCGUGGCACCAGUGGAUCUGGAAGAGGCUACACUGCAGACCGUCCACCGCUGA